Molecule: messenger RNA, 1461 nt
Organism: Nothobranchius furzeri (turquoise killifish)
Lineage: Eukaryota; Metazoa; Chordata; Actinopteri; Cyprinodontiformes; Nothobranchiidae
Gene: jmjd4
Product: jumonji domain containing 4
Biological process (GO): positive regulation of translational termination; protein hydroxylation
Cellular component (GO): nucleus; cytoplasm
Molecular function (GO): sequence-specific DNA binding; 2-oxoglutarate-dependent dioxygenase activity
Source: RefSeq, a predicted model, not a curated record
AUGGACAGAGAGGCGUACCGCAACUGCUGCAGCCUGGUCAAAAUACCAAGUCAGUCCUACGAACUGUUCUGGUCAUCGCAUUUUGUAGACUACAUCGACAAGGACCUGAGCUAUUCCAAAUUUUUCAAGAAAUACCUGCUAGCGAAUCACCCAUGCAUGUUCUCGAGAAAGUUCACAGAAGGCUGGAAGUGCAGAAAACAGUGGGUGACUGAGGAGGGUAAACCUAAUUUCCAAAAGCUGCUACAAGAGUUUGAUGAAACUCCUGUCCCUGUUGCAAACUGCAAUGCAAAGGAAUACAACGCCAACCCCAAACAAGUAAUGCCUUUUAAAGAAUUUAUACAUUACUGGAAGGAAUACAUUCAGAAUGGACACUCCUCACCCAAAGGAUGUCUCUAUCUGAAAGACUGGCAUAUGUCAAGGGACUUUCCUGAACAUAAUGUUUACACAACACCAGUCUUCUUCUCUUCUGACUGGCUUAAUGAAUAUUGGGAUACACUGGAGGUGGAUGACUACCGUUUUGUCUACAUGGGACCUAAAGGCUCAUGGACUCCGUUCCACGCUGAUGUGUUCCGCUCCUACAGCUGGUCCGCAAACAUUUGUGGUAGGAAGAAGUGGCUGCUUUAUCCUCCUGGUCAAGAGGAUUUUUUACGAGACACUCAUGGCAACCUCCCUUAUGAUGUCACAUCAGCUGAGCUUCAGGAUGGAAACCUUUUCCCACAGUUUGAAGAAGCAUGCCAGCCUCUUGAAAUUAUCCAAGAGGCAGGUGAAAUAAUUUUUGUGCCGAGUGGCUGGCACCAUCAAGUUUAUAAUCUGGAGGACACCAUUUCUAUUAAUCAUAAUUGGCUGAAUGGCUGCAACAUUGACAUCAUGUGGCAAUUCCUACAGAACGAGCUGUCCUCUGUUCAAAAGGAGAUAGAUGAAUGGAAAAACACAAUGGAUUCAUGGCAUCAGCACUGCCAGGUGAUCAUGAAAGCUUGCUCUGGUAUCGAUUAUGGGGAAUUUGCCUCCUUCCUAAAAAUAAUUGCCGAAAAUCGGAUGGCUUUUUUGAACGCAUGCUCCUCUGGCGAGUCCUCCGAUUACUCACGACACCUCUCAGAAACUUUCACCACACUCGGACCUUACCAUGCAGCCUUUGACCUCCAGCGAGUGGCUUAUAUUAUUGAAUGCCUUUUGUGUAAUGAAGAUUUCAAGCGGCUCGAUCGUUCAACGUUGACUCUGCAGCCAGAAGCCAUGGUGCAGCAAAUCCGAGAUACCAUACAGUCCACAAGAGGGCGGCAUCUCCUUUACCAGGAAUAAAUGGUCCAUUUCAACGGCUUGGAAUAGCUUGAAUGAAAAGUGCCCAUUUGUUUAGUUUGGAAAAGAUUGUGAUAAAAGCUUGAAUGGCUGCAUUGCUUUUGAAUGUCUAGUUUGUUUUUGCUAUGAAACAAACUCAUGCAUAAAUAAAAAAUAUUUAUAACCUGA